This is a messenger RNA of Paraphaeosphaeria sporulosa, 613 nucleotides long. RefSeq lists its product as uncharacterized. The transcript has a single exon. Bases 113 to 436 code for a protein of 107 amino acids. NCBI's taxonomy places the organism in Eukaryota, Fungi, Ascomycota, Dothideomycetes, Pleosporales, Didymosphaeriaceae. The record is from RefSeq and is a predicted model, not a curated record.
AUCGCCCCGGACUAAACUUGCGCCUAUCUCGUGCACAUCUUGAACUCUCCAUCCCACCGCUCUUGCGUCAACGUUCGACGCAAAUUUCGAUACUCUGGCGCUUGGAUAACGGAUGGGUCAAAUGUUGCCCGUUUCUUGGAUCUCUGACUCUCUUAUCGGCGUUUGGGUUCUUCCAGCAUUCGUAUCUCCUCAUCUCUUCUCCUCUUUAUCAAUGCUUCAUGUUGGCCUCCCUUGCCGAGGCUAUAAUGAUACGACUUUUACGACCGUAACGGACACUUGCAUGUCAUGUCGAAGUUGCAUGGUGGAGCCGCCCGCCACGCUGUUGGUCGGUCUGGCUACGAAUAUUGGCGGGUUACGAAAGUUUUGUCUACUGUUUGGAUUUUUCGUCAAGGGUCGUUGUUGUCUUUUGUAUAGCCACGGUGAAACACAUUUAUAGGCGUUUUCGGCACAGGGCACGGCGUGGGUGAAAGGGCAAUAUAUUCGAUUCAGCGUUGGUAUGCUGCUGGCUUACUUUGCAUGAGUGAUGUAAAAAGUGCGUGAUGUGACUGCAUAAAAAUUUGUGAUCGCAAUUCGUUCGUCAUCGUGAUACGAGUCGUGGGACGAAGAUGGAGCU